GACUUUUUAUUGAGUCGUCUCGCCCAACCCUGCGCUUCUCUCUCAUCCGAUCACCUCCUCACGGUAAAACCCUCUCUCUCUCUCUCUAUCUCUCUCUCUCUCUCUCUCUCUACCUUUGCAGGUUCCCUACUCCCCGGAUGAAGACCAAAACCCUAAAGCGGAGCCGGAGCUCCGACGACGAGGAUCGGAGCAGGAGCAAGAAGCCCGCGAAAUCCAGCAAGCGGCGGCGCCGCCGCCGCGACUCCGCCUCCUCCUCCGGCGACGACGACCGCCGCCGCCGCCGCCGUAGGAUCUCCGGUGGCCGCGACAAGAAUCCCGGCGACGGUCGCCGGAAAGAGCCGAAGAGGCCCGGUCGGAAGAGAGCCGCCCCCCGGCGGUCUCGGUAUUCUUCUCCUCCUCCUGCUCCUUCUUCUUCUUCUGUAAGUAGUUAUUCGAGUAGGAGUUGCUCCACAUGCCGUAGCCGGAGUGUUAGUUCGUCUCCCGAGAGGUAUCGGAGGGCUAAGGUUAGGCCGAGAAGUAGGUCUAGGGGUAGGGAGAAGGAGAAGAAGAGGGGUCGAAGCCGAAAAGCGUCAAAGAGGUCGCCGAGCUGCUCAACUUGUUCAAGAAGCCCUAGCAGAACCCAUACUGAUGAGAGAAGAUACAAGGAAGAGAGUGAUCGGGCGAGAAGGGUUAGAUCGGAAUCAGGGGUAAAUGAUGCGAAGGAUGAGGAGAGGGAUAAGAUAAUUCAGGCUUACGACGAUUUCCCUUCCACGCAGAGUAAUGAGGGUUUUGAUGGGAAAAAGAGCGAGAAGGAGAUGGUAUCUAAAAAUAUUGAAACUGAGCCUACUGAGAAUGUUGAUGGUGUUGGUAUUGUUCUUGCUAGCGAAAAGAGCAACAUCGCAGUUAGUUCUGAAAAUUUGGAGGCCGACGAUUUGGAGUUGGUAUUAAGACAGAAGGCAUUGGAGAAUUUCAAAAAGUUCCGAGGCGGGGUUCCUGCGCAAAGAUCGAGUGGAGAUCAUAAGGAUGUUGGCGUAGUAGUUGAUGCGAAAGAUGCUAAAAUUAGUUCCAUUGCUUCUUUUCAAAGGCAAGGAAGCAUUCAAGGUGGAAGUGGCCUGACUAGACCUAGAGUUAGAUCAGUAGUGAGCAUACCCACAGAGAACAAAGGUGGUGAUGGGGGUGCCUCGAUAAUAUGUCCCUGUGAUAAUAGUGAGAAUCUCGAACCUAUUGAUCAGACUAAUGAAGCUCCCGAUGCUUUAAAUCAAUUGAAGAGGCUUGAAGGGGACAACAAUCAAAUGCCUUCCGAGCAAACCACGGUGGCCAAAGAUCAAAUCCUUCAUAAUAAGACUGCUACUGCUGAGCAUGGGAGCAAUAUCGGCAAAACGCUUGAAGGGUCUGCUUCAGGCACAUCGGCAUCAGUUGUGACUAAGGUCGGAAACGAAGCUGUUGUGGAAGAUACAACUGGCUCUCAGUUUGAGCAGAAGACAUUUUCUAGAAUGCACGACGGAGAAAUGGUGCAGGUGAGCUACAAGGUUUACAUACCGAAGAAAACCCCCGCAAUGGCGAGGAGGCAGCUGCAACGCUGAAGGAUUCAUAGUUGAUUGGGAUACUCUUUUCGUUAUUUUGCAGAGUCACCGCUUCUUCAGUGAUUCAUUUCAUUGAUGGUUAGCCAGUGUUAAGAGCUCUGUGAGUUUUCGCCUCUCUAGAUGUGACUAAUGAUCUAUAUCCAUCAUUUUAUGCUAGCAUGAGGAGUCAUCAUACUCCUAAUUACCUACCUAUACAGAGCUUGUUUAAUCCACUGGUUUGGCUGUUUGAGAAUUCUAACCAUAAUUCUGAGAACUGAUUGUCGCAAUGUGGUAUGGCUAGGAAUGGUUAUCUGAAUAUUGGAGCAAAAGCAAUCUACAUUUGUAUGAUCUCUUCUUCUUCUUUUUUUCUUCAUCACCAAAUCUCUUACAACGACAAAAUUGUUGUUAGUUACUGUUCUUAUUGGUAGAAUUUAGGUUGAUUCAGCUGUCCUGUGUUUUUCCAUAAUUACGUAUCGGAAGUCGGUUUUAUUGUUAACUUUAAUGGGAUUUUCUUGUAUGUGGUUUGGCUUGUAUAUUGAAGUUUUAUCUAGUUUAGCUUCAUUA
Molecule: messenger RNA, 2105 nt
Organism: Ananas comosus (pineapple)
Lineage: Eukaryota; Viridiplantae; Streptophyta; Magnoliopsida; Poales; Bromeliaceae
Product: transcriptional regulator ATRX homolog
Exons: 4
Coding region: 138-1562 (474 amino acids)
Source: RefSeq, a predicted model, not a curated record